AUGACACAAAGGCUGCUUGAUCGUGAAAAGGAAGAAGAACUCCAGUCAAUGUAUGCAUCAUUAUCCCGCACAUGCAAAUGCCUGGAGCCUUUGAGACAGAAGUUCGAGGAACACGUGAAAAAGGCAGGUCUAACUGCUGUUGUGACUCUCUUGGGCGAAGAGGGCAAUAAUUCAUUGGAUCCCAAAGCAUACAUCGACACGCUACUUGAGGUCUGUUGCAGGUACUCAGGAUUUGUUACGAGGAUCUUUGGUGGAGAGACUGGGUUUGUCGCUUCACUCGACAAGGUGUGCAGAGAGUUUGUCAAUCGCAAUGCUGUGACGGGUUCAUCAAUGACAAAAUCACCAGAACUGCUCAUCAAACACGCAGAUGCAUUGCUUCGCAAAAAUAACAAGAUGACUGAGUGGGACCUUGAAGCUGCUUUGAGCGAUGCAAUGGUGCUUUUCAAGUACAUCGAGGAUAAAGACAUCUUCCAGAACUUCUACUAUACGAAAUUGUCCAAGCGCCUCUUUCAUGGCAUAUCUGCAUCGGAUGAGAGUGAGGCGAGCAUGAUCUCCGAGUUAAAGGAGGCUUGUGGUUUUGAAUACAUUCAAAAGUUGCAGAAAAUGUUCACAGAUAUAAGUCUCAGUAAAAACCUUACUGACGAGUUCAAUGAACAUAUGCAAACUCACGAUGAGAUGAACAUGAACUUUUCCAUCAUGGUUCUUGGUUCGAACUCCUGGCCUCUCAGCGCACCAAAGGGCGAUUUCAUCAUUCCUCCUGAGAUCAUUCGUACGUACGACCACUUCCUCGGGUACUUCCAGACGAAGCAUUCUGGUCGCCAGCUCACUUGGCUCUGGAAUCACUCGACGAACAAACUCAGAAUGAACUACCUCAAUCAGAAGUACAUCCUCAUGACCAACUUCAAGUCGAAGAAAACCCGUAUUUCCUUGAAUCGGCCGAUUAAGGCUGAGGUGAAGGCCGAUAGCUCGGAGUUGUCUCAAACUGUCGAGAAAGACCGUAAACACACGCUUGAGGCCACCGUUGUUCGAAUAAUGAAGGCAAGGAAGACGUUGAAGAUCCAACCCUUGAUUCAAGAAGUAGUUUCUCAACUUUCGCAACGAUUCACCCCUAAAAUUCCUGAUAUCAAAAUUGUGAUCAAUGAGCUUUUGGAUAGAGAAUACAUCCAACGCAUGGAUGGAAUUACAGAUGCAUUUGAAUACGUGGCAUAG
Molecule: messenger RNA, 1209 nt
Organism: Suillus subalutaceus
Lineage: Eukaryota; Fungi; Basidiomycota; Agaricomycetes; Boletales; Suillaceae
Product: Cullin family-domain-containing protein
Exons: 5
Coding region: 1-1209 (402 amino acids)
Biological process (GO): SCF-dependent proteasomal ubiquitin-dependent protein catabolic process; protein ubiquitination
Cellular component (GO): SCF ubiquitin ligase complex
Molecular function (GO): ubiquitin protein ligase binding
Source: RefSeq, a predicted model, not a curated record